AUGGAGAAGGAUAAAGGAAAGAGGAAAUAUGUUGAAAGAUAUUCUUCUUCAGCAAAGAGAGUUAAAAUGUCAUCCUCUGGCGGGAAACCCAUGAAGAAGGUAUUUUGUAAUUUGAAGAAAUGUGAGACCAACUCAAUGAGUUGGUCACAGCGAAAUGUUUGUGUGUUGAAGGGAGAUAGUUGUGCAGCCACAAUUGAUUCACCAAGUUUUACUAGGGAGGUCAAGCAACCGAACAAGCAAGAGAUGUGGUUUAAUGUAAAUGGGAGAUAUAUUCGUUUUUCAAUUGCUGAAUUUUGUUUGGUUACGGGAUUGAGGUAUGAUGGGGUCGAUGGUCGACCAAUGUUAGAUGAAAAACCGUCUUCAGUGAAGGACGCAUAUUUUAAGGACUUAAAAGUUGUUACAAGUGAAGAUAUCAAGAGGGUUUUUAUUUCACUUGAUGAUGCACCAGACCUUGACGUUAUUAAGAUUGGAAUUAUCUAUCUCAUCACCUCAUACUUAUUUGCUACAUCCUACCCGAAGGUGGUGGAUCAAUACAUAUUUGCACUUGUAGACGAUUUUGCCACUCUUGAAACAUUUCCUUGGGGUAGAUAUUUGUUUGAGACCACCUUAUUGUCGCUAAAAAAGGGACUAUCAAAACAAACUAGUCACUAUAGAUUGAUAGGUUUUUUAGUGGCUUUCCAGGUGUGGUUAUAUGAGUACAUACCUGCACUUGAGAGAAAUGUGGCCACAAGAAUUUAUAAGAAAUAUCCACGCAUUAUUAAUUGGACUGCGCACAAACAUCCUUCAGUGUCAAUGUUGGAGGACAAAGUAUUUGGAAAUGAGAAUGUUGUGAUAAAUGACAUUGAUCCAUCUGAAGUUGAGCUCACAAUGCCAUAUAUGAUAGGUUUUAAAUAUGAACUUCACAUUUAUUAUGAUACGAAAUAUGAUUUGUGA
This is a messenger RNA of Olea europaea var. sylvestris, 933 nucleotides long. RefSeq lists its product as uncharacterized. The coding region runs from base 1 to 933 and encodes 310 amino acids. NCBI's taxonomy places the organism in Eukaryota, Viridiplantae, Streptophyta, Magnoliopsida, Lamiales, Oleaceae. The transcript is spliced from 5 exons. The record is from RefSeq and is a predicted model, not a curated record.